UGGUUCCUGCCCACCAUGUACUCAGUCAUCUGCUUUGUGGGACUGCUAGGAAAUGGACUGGUCAUGCUGACCUACAUCUAUUUCAAGAGGCUCAAAACCAUGACCGACAUCUACCUACUCAACUUGGCCUUGGCUGACAUUCUCUUCCUCUUGACAUUGCCCUUCUGGGCAGCCAGUGCGGCCAAGUCCUGGAUCUUUGGCCCCUUCCUCUGCAAAGCUGUCUAUUGUAUCUACAAAAUGAGUUUCUUCAGUGGCAUGCUCCUAUUGCUAUGCAUUAGUGUGGACCGCUACUUCGCCAUCGUCCAGGCUGUCUCAGCCCACCGCCACCGGAGCCGCAUCAUUCUCAUCAGCCAGAUCUCCUGUGGUGUGGUCUGGCUGCUGGCCUUCCUCUUUUCCAUUCCAGAGCUGAUAUACAGCAACAUCCUAAAGAAUGGCCGUUGUUCCCUGGUCACCGAAGACCUGGAGACCUUCACCACCAUCAUCCAGGUGUCUCAGAUGGUGAUAGGCUUCUUAAUCCCGCUGCUGGUCAUGUUCUCCUGCUACCUCGUCAUCAUCCGCACGCUGCUGCAGGCACGCAACUUUGAGCGCAACAAGGCUAUCAAAGUCAUCAUUGCCGUGGUCAUCGUCUUCAUCGUCUUCCAGUUACCCUACAACGGUGUGGUCCUGGCCAAAACGGUGGCAGCCCUCAACAAAACUGCCACUGACUGUGAACAUAGCAAGCAGCUGGACAUAGCCAGUGACGUCACCUACAGCCUCGCGUGCUUCCGCUGCUGCCUCAACCCUUUUCUUUAUGCCUUCAUUGGUGUCAAGUUCCGUCAAGACCUUUUCAAGCUCCUCAAGACCCUUGGCUGCCUCAGUCAAGAACGCCUCCUAAACUUGUCUUCCUGCAGACAGAAUCGGCGCUUCUCCAUGAGCAUGGAGGCAGAGACCACCACCACCUUCUCUCCUUAGAGAAUCACCUCCCCGACGGAAACCCUUCCCCUAGGACCUUGUCGCUCUCUUGGCCGAAGUGGCUACGGCUGCUUGGACAGUUUAGACCAAGGAUUUUCAAGCUGCUAGGGUCGAAGGAGUCUCUCCCUCUCUCUCUCCCCUUCUCCCUCUCAGAUACUUCAUUGUAAAGGUUUUUCUUGGUGUUUCAACCAGAGAAAAUACCUCCUUGAGGAGCCAGCCUGAUCCAACCACAUCAACCCCAACAAAAGGGAGAGAAGAGGGGUGUAGUCGGCUAACAGCAGAGCGCAGGAUGCUUGGGUUAUCCUCAAGAUCUAAAAGUGAGAGUUGGGAGUGGCCCGGGGCCAGGACGGAGCCUAGUGGAAUGGCGGUUGUGGGGAGAUGAGUCUCAAAACGAAAGUGCUCUUGGACUUCAGAGGGGAAACACUCUACAAGGUGAUCCCGGAGGGCUGAAACAAAUUUCCCCGGAGGACAGGACUGUCUUACCUGCUCCAGAGAGGGCAGACGACCUGCUUUGUCUUAAGGGGGAAAGGUAAAAAGACUUGACUGUAUCCGACUCCUCCCACCUUCCCCAUCCCAUCCUUUUCCAUUGGGGUCAAUCCUGAAAGAAGAUAACUUUCUCCUCACCGCUGGCCAAGACAGCUUUCAGUAAUACUUGAAGCAGUCUUCAAUAGGAUUGGUCUCCCUCUCCUAACCCUGGCACUGUGUUGGUAAGGAAUGAGUAGGAUUGCUUCUGCUGGUCAGAAGAGUUUCCAAAACCAAAGCCAUUUUUUCCUGGGUUUGCCUGUGGAACCAGAUUGGGAUGACACCCAAUCUCUGUCUGACUCCAGGAAAGCAGGGGAACAAUGCUGUCUCCCAGAUGUAUUCCCCCAAUACCUUUAAAGCAAGCAGAGGAAGAUUUUUGUUGUACUCCACUGAGCAUCAGCUUCCGUUUUGUUAGGAAAACAUU
Gracilinanus agilis (Agile Gracile Mouse Opossum) is the source of this 1897-nucleotide messenger RNA. RefSeq names its product C-C motif chemokine receptor 7 (gene CCR7). The transcript has a single exon. Gene Ontology annotation, molecular function: chemokine (C-C motif) ligand 19 binding; chemokine (C-C motif) ligand 21 binding; C-C motif chemokine 19 receptor activity. NCBI's taxonomy places the organism in Eukaryota, Metazoa, Chordata, Mammalia, Didelphimorphia, Didelphidae. The record is from RefSeq and is a predicted model, not a curated record. The coding region runs from base 16 to 951 and encodes 311 amino acids. Gene Ontology annotation, cellular component: membrane. Gene Ontology annotation, biological process: chemotaxis; immune response; G protein-coupled receptor signaling pathway.